UUUACCAUUAUUCAAUUUUUUUUUUUUUCUUAUUUGUUUCAAAAUUUCCCCAAAUCCCCAAUUGAACGGAUCCAAAAUUCAUCCUCCUUACCGUUUAGUCAGUUUAAUUGGGAAUCUGAUUGUGCAGUUCCAAUGGCAAAUUCCAAUGUCGAUGCCACUCCAGUUGCAGCCAAACCCACAAUCACUCAUGUCAUAUUCGAUAUGGAUGGUCUUCUAUUGGAUACUGAGAAGUUUUAUACUGAAGUUCAAGAAAAAAUACUCGCUAGAUACAAUAUUACCUUUGAUUGGUCUCUUAAAGCAAGAAUGAUGGGGAAAAAAGCAAUAGAAGCUGCUAGGGUCUUUGUGGAAGAGACUGGAAUAAGCAACUCUCUUUCAGCCGAAGACUUCCUUGUAGAAAGGGAGACGAUGCUGCAGAGCAUGUUUCCUACAAGUGAGCUUAUGCCAGGUGCCAGCAACUUGAUCAAGCAUUUGCAUGCACAUGGAGUACCAAUCUGUGUAGCUACUGGUUCGCAUAAACGACACUUUGAGCUGAAGACUCAAAGUCAUGGAGAACUGUUUGCUUUGAUGCACCAUAUUGUCCUUGGAGAUGAUCCUGAAGUCAAGCAGGGGAAGCCAUCUCCUGAUGGGUUUUUGGCAGCUGCCAGAAGAUUUGAGGGUGGACCGGUAGAUCCAAAAAAAUGUCUUGUAUUUGAGGAUGCACCAUCAGGGAUUCAAGCUGCUAAGAAUGCUGGGAUGUCUGUGGUUAUGGUUCCUGAUCCAAGGCUAGACAGUUCUUUUCAUGCGAUUGCCGAUCAAGUUCUAACAUCCUUAUUAGACUUUAAUCCUGCUGAAUGGGGCCUGCCGCCUUACAAAAAGGCAGCAUGCUGAGCUCGACCAAUGUGCUGCUCAAUGAAGCUACACUCCCUUAAAAGCUCAUCUCUUCAAAAGCCGUAGAAAUGACAUAUGUUACUGAUGCGCAAUCAAGUUCUAAGACUAGAUCAGUGUCUGGUUGGUGCCAAUCAAAAGUGCUGAUGCUCAGCUUUCCUUUAAUUUGAUUCAAAAAGUAUUGUUAAUUGUUAUCUCCAUAUUAUAUAGGUUGAAAUUUGGUGUAGUUACCCAUUAGUUAUCAGUUUUGUUGUCACACUGGGAUGACUAAAAUGGCUGCCUACAUUUUUGUUGUAUGUUAAGGGAGUUGUAAUAAAGUUAAGAGUAACAAUUUGAGUGAAGUUUAUAAUCCUUAGUUUGAUUGAUUUUGAGCCAAA
Molecule: messenger RNA, 1241 nt
Organism: Amaranthus tricolor (Joseph's coat)
Lineage: Eukaryota; Viridiplantae; Streptophyta; Magnoliopsida; Caryophyllales; Amaranthaceae
Product: (DL)-glycerol-3-phosphatase 2-like
Exons: 6
Coding region: 133-867 (244 amino acids)
Biological process (GO): glycerol biosynthetic process
Molecular function (GO): sn-glycerol 3-phosphatase activity
Source: RefSeq, a predicted model, not a curated record